UGUAACAUUCAAACAAGUAGAGAUAAUAAAAAUGCGGUAUGAAAAGGAAUAAAAAUCAGGAGAACUGUGAUCACCAUGUUCCUAUGGAUAAGGAUGGAAGGAUAGUAACUAUGGUUAUUUCUCGACAGUACACCUAGAUCGUGGAUGAAAAUAGAUUUUUAGUUGUGGAGUCACACGGAUGCUCUAGAUAUAAUUCGUGGCAAUUUCGUGAGUGAAUUGGCAGCCAUUUUUAAACUGCUUACUUAGUAUAAUAGAGUAGGAAGGAUAUGAAUAAUGAGAAAUCGGAUCACGAGAUAAUAAUAUGUAAACGCGUGAUAGAUUAAAUGUAGCGUGAAUCGGGCGUGAAGACGGAGGAAAGGACGAUACGGAAUUUGUCGAAGUGUGAAUAUUCGUUUCGAGUGGACGGUACUCGAGCGAAUAUACUUCUUCCCCGUGAAAAUUGAUGAAAUGGUGAACUGUCAACACCUCUACAAAAUGAGAAUAUGAAUAUAAUUCGAACAACCGUAAAGAAUAAUAAUCGGUCGGGUCUGAAAGGUAAUCGUGACGAUUUUUAAUAGGGAUUAUUAGUUCAAAGCCGAGAGGCCCCGGCUAAGAGCGAUGUCGGUUUUAACAUGCAAGAGAACAACGAAUGCAAAGAUCGUGGCUCUCGAAUGCUAAGUUCCUAUAAUAAUGGCAGAUAAUGUACACAGAAAAUCGCAUAAGCUAUCGGAUGGUAGUAGAAAAAUAUCGAAUCCAGUGCAUCGUACGACCACCGAGACGAUUCGGUUAGGAGAGCCAGAGAAACUGUACCAGCCGGUUAGUUUGACCAGUUCGAGCAACGUGACGGCCAGUAACCAGUGUCGAAAAAAGACAUCUUCUUUCCAAAUAACAAGCGUUACCGUUGGUUCUCGUAUGAGCAAUGAUGCCGGCGAAGAUUCGAACGAUGAUCUCGAUGAGUCGCAUACGGAGGACAAUUCAGUCGAACACUCGCGUACCACCGACAUGGACAUUGAAACACCUAGCUAUUCGGAAGACACCUUCUCCAAAGAGGAUGUAUUCUUUAAUACAAGUAACGCUGCCCUCAGCACUGCUCCGGUGAUUCCUACAAGUUCACAGUAUGGUCUGGCAAUCGUGCCCUCAGAAGGGAAUAACGUUAGUAAUUCGGUAAAUGAUAGUAAUAUCAAUACAUUGGAUAUUACGUCUGUUACUGACAACAAUAUUAUCAAUUUACUUUCGAGUAAUGCCAAACAAGAUGCAGAUCUACGUGAAGUACACUCGCAUGGUAGAAACGAAAGAUUUAAAGUGGUCAAGAUCGAAAGUACUGAACCUUUUAAAAGGGGCAGAUGGACUUGCAUGGAUUAUUUGGAUCAUACAUCAGUUAAUCAACCGACAGCAAUCAGUACACCUAAAGUGUCUGAUCCAAAUGAGGUAUGCAUAUCGUAUGGGGUUACAGACAGUGGAAUCGUUAUACCUGAUGCACCUAAACAAUCAGUCGUAUCCGAAGAUAAAGGUAUGGGCAUUGAUGCUAAUGGACAAGUAUCUGUACAUACAGAUGUGCAUACAUCGAUCGGUGUACCAAACAACCCUACACCAGUUUCAAGUGCUAAUUAUGCAGUAAGCAAUUCCAUUCCUCCCAAUGCACAGCAUAAUCCAACGCAAGUUCAAACGCAAACUAAAGUUCAACCACCUUCGCAAAUUCCCCAAUAUUUUCAAUCUUCUGCUCAACAAUUGGCAUCUCAGCAACAACAACAAACUGGACAAGGUUCCACGUUACCUUCCAAUCUGCAGCCAACCCAUCCCAGUAAUUUGACUCAACCUCAAAGUAUGCCCCAAGGUUCUAUUCCUAUUAUAACACAGACUGGCAAUAGCAAUGUGACACCCCAACAAAACAUACCUCAUUCAAAAGAAGAUACAUAUGUGACAGUGAGCACACAAAAUCAGUCAUUACCAGUUCAAAACGUUUGUCAACCCUCUGUGCAGCAAACACCUGUACCAACAUCCCAGGCACCUAAUAUUCUUGUUACGCAGCAACAGCAACAACAUGCUGCUCAACAGCAGCAACAGCAACAUCCUCCAACUCAGCAGCAACCACAACAGCAGCAGCAAUCCCAACAGCAGCAGCAACAGCAGCCUCAACCUCAACAACCAUUACAAACACAAAAACCAAUGACUCAAAUAUCUGAGCCAUUGACUGCCAUACAAGGAAUGCAGGGCAUCCAAAAUAUUCAUAAAGUUCCUCAAACAGGUGCACAGCAAACUUCAUCAACUAUUCAUGCUCCUGGAGCACCAGUGCAAUCCCAAGUGAUACCACCAUCUCAAAUGCAAUCUUCAACUUCUGGUAGCAAUGCCCAAGUACAAAUGGCACAGGUAUCAGCUACCUGCCAAAAUGUUGUAGGAGGUAUGCAGCAGGGAAAUAUGACAUUUCAUCAACCAGAUCCGGAGCAGGAUUCUAUUUCAGGCAUUGUAGCUGGAUCUACCACUCAAUCAGCUGAUACAACCCUUUUAGAAUCACUAACUGAAGUCACUCAAGGCAGCGAUGAACAUCAUACCCUCGAAGAUAAUGAAAGUAUGUCGGGGACUAGUGCUGUAGCAAUUGAUAAUAAGAUCGAGCAAGCCAUGGAUCUUGUCAAGAGUCACUUGAUGUUUGCUGUACGAGAAGAAGUUGAAGUACUCAAAGAAAAAAUAGCCGAGCUUAUGGAUCGUAUAAAUCAAUUGGAAGCUGAAAAUUCAAUCCUGAAAGCACACGCGACUCCAGAAACAUUGGCUCAAUUGAGCCAAUCAACAGCAAAAUUACCCCAAAACAAUUCAGGAAGUGGUCAAUAGAGCGUCUUCUGAAGCUAGUAACAUCAACAGCUGUGCAGGGGACAACUCUAACAGCAUACCAGUUAUUUUAGCAGCUAAUGCGGGUUGCAAUGCAUAAACCUGUACAAGGUAACGGAUGGGAAUUGGAGGAUGAACUACCAGCUCCAGAAUUACUGCUUCCUUCAACAGAACUGGAUGGAUGAAAAACUCGAGCUUCAAAAGACAAUGCUCUACGCGUCUCUCGACAUUUUCCAGAAGAUCGAGGAUUCUGAAAUAAGAUAUCUCUUGUAAAAAAAGAAGAAUAGAAGAACAUUGUCUUUCUUCUUUUUUAUUUUUUAUAAUAAUUAUACUUACUUGUCGUCUUAAA
Bombus pyrosoma is the source of this 3148-nucleotide messenger RNA. RefSeq names its product protein bunched, class 2/F/G isoform-like. Gene Ontology annotation, biological process: regulation of transcription by RNA polymerase II. NCBI's taxonomy places the organism in Eukaryota, Metazoa, Arthropoda, Insecta, Hymenoptera, Apidae. The transcript is spliced from 5 exons. The coding region runs from base 670 to 2802 and encodes 710 amino acids. The record is from RefSeq and is a predicted model, not a curated record.